Molecule: messenger RNA, 2239 nt
Organism: Guyanagaster necrorhizus
Lineage: Eukaryota; Fungi; Basidiomycota; Agaricomycetes; Agaricales; Physalacriaceae
Exons: 2
Coding region: 37-2052 (671 amino acids)
Source: RefSeq, a predicted model, not a curated record
CGUUUUCCAGGUUGAUCACCACCACCACCAUCAUCCAUGCCACCACCCAAAAACCAUCGGGUACAUUCUACAAGCAAUCUUCGCCCGCACUCGCGUUCUUCUUCGUCGACAAAGCUAGCAGGAAAUCUGCAGAUAAACCAUAAGGACUUCGUCCAGCCGAAAGGGGUUGAAAAAACGAAGAAAAUCAGUCAUGAGCAUGCUAGGACCACCUCACCUCUUCCACGUACAAACAGCGCAGUCCGGGUAGAGGCGAGAGAACGGGAGCACCAAACUGCACCUCCAUCGAAACGUCAGCCUCCUUUAGCCACGGCGACCACGAAUAAGUCCAACGGGUCCAAGUUGAAAGGAGGCUUCACAAUUAGUGUUGAUUCCGAGGAUGACGACGAUGCAUGGGUGUCUAGCGAAGCUGAUACGUCUACUGAAUCAGUAAGCUUGGCCCGCGAAUCGGAUCCAGACUCCGAUACAGAGAACAACGCUACGCCUGUCGCCCGUGAAUCGUCGAUGCCACGUCUAACGAAACGGACGCCAUCGACACAGAAUACUGUUGCUAAGCGAUCCGGCUCAGAAACGGGCUUAUCUAGGGUAAACACAGCAAGACCACCGGAUGCAAAUGGGUCGAGCAAGGGCGUUGCUCAAAGGAAUGGUGCGUCUCGGUUGGAGCGAACGGGGUCACAGCGUCGGGUCCAGAUUUCUAAAGCACUUCCAACCCCCGUCACCUCUCCUCUGAUGGCUGGUGCAGAGCCAAAUCAUCAUGAUUCACGUCCGGACGGACCUUCCACACAGCCGUCUGCAUCUGCGUCUCAAUCUCAACUUCUUACACCCUCAGAACCAUCCCCCAAAAUCAUUGAAAAUAUCACCGCUAAAAUGCAAUUGCCGCCCACAUUCUCUCCGAAUCGCAGUGACAGCCACCCGCCGUAUCAGACGAACGCUAUUUCCAAUCCCUCGUAUCAUUUUGCCACUCCAGACGAGAUGGCGAAACAAAGCCAAGCGCUCAGACACGUCACUGCGCCAGGCAAUGACACGGAGGCCAGAACAAUGCCUCAUCAUUUCCAGAAAAUCAACGGCUCACCGAUUUUGCCACGCGGCCCCCCCCCCGGCUACUUGCAGCAAAGGAACGAUAGACAAUCUCGUUAUCUCAAUGAUUGUCGCUUGAUGGAUCCUUCAGCAGCUGCCCGUUUUGCAGAGGCCAUUGCAACUCAGGACCAGGAUCCCGCCGAGCUCGCUGCUCUUCUGUCCAAGCCUAGCUCACCCAAUGUGACGGAGAAUAGGUUAUAUCCUAGACCCGGGAAGAGUCCUGGAGAUGCUGUAAAGUCAACAGUCGCUGGGGCAGUCACAGAGAAAGCCCAGGGGCAAACUGAUCAGACUUCUGACAAUCGUUUGCAUAGUUCAGCCAUUGCCCCGAGUGAAUCUGCCAGCAACUCGACGUCUCCCCGUUCCAAGCACCAUUCCCGACCCUCGUCCGUUUAUUCCGUUUCUAGCAAACAUCUUCGACCUCAUCCUUUGAUACGAGGUCAAUCCCAUGGCCCAUCAGGUACACCGCCCAAACCGGCGCCGUUGGCGCCGUUGACUGUCAUACCCGAUUCUGCUUCCCAGCUUUCUAGCUCUGCUCCGAAUGACAGUAGCCUCACUGAUAGGCAUAUGCCAACCUCCCCGAUUUCUUCAUUGACUGCCCCUCCCUCUCCUAAUGCACCUAUCACAACCCAAUCGCUUUUCCGUCGGUCCUCAGUGUCCUCAGCCCGAAGCAUAUCCACUCUACCUGUCAUGACUUCUGUUAAAGAGGCCCGAAUGAAACCCGACAGGCACCGAACAUUGUCUUCCAUCUCCUCUUCGUCCUCCAUAGCUGCCCUUUCCUCUUUGGUCCAUCUCCCUGUCACCACAUCUCAUCGGAUAUCCCUUUUCCCUCCCAUUGAUGUAGAUGUUGGGAAGAUUCUUCCUCUUCUUCCUCCGCCUUAUGCGGAGAAUCAUCUCCAGUUUUUGGCCCACCGAUCCCCAUUAAGGGCGUCUUAUAAUCGGGUAAUGCGAGCGAAAGUGGCGGCAGCAGGAGGACGCUAGCUGCGGUUGUCGAGUACUCCUAAUUUCCUGUAUUUUGAUUCCCCCGCCGUGCGCUACCUGUUUUCUAGGUAUUGGACACUUUACAUUACAUUACUGUACUUCUAAGCAAUUCUGCGGUCAUUUCUUUAUCGUGUAUUGCAUAAUAUCACUGCGGUUAUGACGAGGUGCUGCAUUUCAGCAGCGGACU